CAUGGUGCUCCAGCCACUACGCUGCCAAGUGUGCUCCGUGCCAGGGCCGAGGCCUGGGGUUGGGGGAGGGAACUGGGGACCCUCAGGCCAAUGGCUGCCAGUGGUCCUGGAGCCCCUCGCCUAUUCUCCAGAGAGCCUGAAACUUUCCAGGGAGAAGCACGGCUAGCCCUGCUGGGUGGUAAGGAGAUUGGGGGAGGAGGGUUCCGGAUCUGUUCCCCUUGGGGGCCCACAGGCAGCACAAUAGCCCUCGGGGCUGCCACUCUCUGGCUUAAGUGGUUGCCUGGGCAACAGCUGGGGCCAGUUUCCACCAAUCCAUGGAGGAGGCUGAGUGGGGGAGGGAGGCCAAGCAGGAAGGGGGGUGCCGUCCCCUUGUGCUGGAUCCUAUAUAAGGAAGAGGGAUGUGAGCAGAAUGCUCUGGGCUUCACCGUCCCUCCAGUGGACUUGGGGGCUGAGCAUAAAGAUGCCUAGGAGAGGCUACUCCAAGCCUGGGUCCUGGGGCAGCUUCUGGGCGAUGCUGACCUUGGUGGGCCUGGUCACCCGUGCAGCCCAGAGAGCCGAUGUUGGUGGGGAGGCAGCUGGCACCUCCAUCAACCACUCCCAGGCGGUGCUCCAGCGCUUGCAGGAGCUGCUGUGACAGGGCAACGCCAGCGAUGUGGUUCUGCGGGUGCAGGCUGUGGGCACCGGUGAGGUCCGGGUCUUCCACACCCACUGUCUGCUGCUGGGACUGCACAGUGAGCUGUUCCGGGAGCUGCUGAGUAACCAGAGUGAGGCGGUGCUGCAGGAGCCAAGGGACUGCGCCGCUGUCUUCGACAAGUUUGUCAGGUACCUGUACUGCGGGGAGCUGACCGUGCUGCUGACCCAGGCCAUCCCCCUGCACAGACUGGCCACUAAGUACGGCGUGGCCUCCCUGCAGCGCGGCGUGGCCCACUACAUGCGCGCGCACCUGGCGGGAGAAGGGGGCCCGGCGGUGGGCUGGUACCACUACGCGGUGGGCACCGGGGACGAGGCCCUGCGCGAGAGCUGCCUGCAGUUCCUGGCUUGGAAUCUGUCGGCCGUGGCGGCCAGCGCCGAGUGGGGCGCCGUGAGCCCCGAGCUGCUGUGGCAGCUCCUCCAACGCUCGGACCUGGUCCUGCAGGAUGAACUGGAGCUGUUCCACGCGCUAGAGGCCUGGCUGGGUCGCGCGCGGCCGCCCCCUGCCGUGGCCGAGCGGGCGCUGCGCGCCAUACGCUACCCCACGAUCCCACCGGCACAGCUGUUCCAGCUGCAGGCGCGCUCAGCAGCCCUGGCGCGCCACGGCCCCGCAGUGGCCGACCUUCUGCUGCAGGCCUACCAGUUCCACGCCGCGUCGCCGCUGCACUACGCCAAGUUCUUUGACGUCAACGGCAGCGCCUUCCUGCCCCGCAACUACCUCGCACCCGCCUGGGGCGUCCCGUGGGUCAUCAACAACCCGGCCCGCAACGACCGCAGCACCAGCUUCCAGACGCAGCUGGGCCCGAGUGGCCACGACGCGGGCCGCCGGGUCACCUGGAACAUGCUCUUCUCGCCGCGCUGGCUGCCCGUCAGCCUGCGGCCCGUUUACGCGGACACUGCGGGCACAGCGCUGCCCACCGCGCGCCCGGAGGACGGCCGACCGCGGCUGGUGGUGACGCCGGCCAGCAGCGGCGGCGACGCAGCGGGCGUGAGCUUCCAGAAGAGGGUGCUGGUGGGGGCGCGCCAGCAGGGCCGCCUGCUGGUCCGCCACGCCUACAGCUUCCACCAGAGCAGCGAGGAGGCCGGCGACUUGCUGGCUCAUGCCGACCUGCAGCGGCGCAACUCGGAGUACCUGGUGGAGAACGCCCUGCACCUGCACCUCAUCGUCAAGCCCGUAUACCACACCCUUAUCCGGACCCCCAAGUAGCCUCGGGGUCUGGGAAUAAAGGCCUGGCCUAGGUGGUCCCUGUGGGUCUGGGAAGGGCAAGGCGAGCGUGGAGGUGGCAACAAGCCUGGUCCCAUGGAUGGCCAGGCGCCGGCCACCCUAGGGCUGGGGUGGAGUCCAGGUGAGGCGUGGUAGACAAGAUGCCUGGUUUCAACAGCUGAUUUCACAGCUGACUUGAAGGAACGUUCUUGGUCCUGAAUAAACUGAUGCUCAGA
Messenger RNA from Symphalangus syndactylus (siamang), 2130 nucleotides. Its product is annotated as BTB/POZ domain-containing protein 17-like. Gene Ontology annotation, molecular function: protein binding. NCBI's taxonomy places the organism in Eukaryota, Metazoa, Chordata, Mammalia, Primates, Hylobatidae. The record is from RefSeq and is a predicted model, not a curated record.